Molecule: messenger RNA, 1553 nt
Organism: Pichia membranifaciens NRRL Y-2026
Lineage: Eukaryota; Fungi; Ascomycota; Pichiomycetes; Pichiales; Pichiaceae
Exons: 3
Coding region: 104-1309 (401 amino acids)
Cellular component (GO): box C/D methylation guide snoRNP complex; small-subunit processome
Molecular function (GO): snoRNA binding
Source: RefSeq, a predicted model, not a curated record
UUUUAAUUCAGGUUUAAAGACCCUGUAGCAACAAGGUGGUGAAGAACUCUGUGUAGGUUUCUCAGGUGUUCCAAGCUUGCAAGUAUACAGCAGAUCACACACAAUGUCAUACGUCUUGACUGAAACCGCUGCAGGUUACGCCCUUUUAAAGGCUUCCGACAAAAAGAUCUACAAGUCCACCACACUGCAAACAGAUCUUGAUAGUGCUGAAAAGGUUUUAUCACAGUUCAAGAUCAAGGCAUUUUCCAAGUUCGCUAGUGCUGCCAAUGCUCUUGAAGAAGCAAACUUAGUCAACGAAGGUAAGGUGUCAGACCAACUGAAGAAGUUGUUAGAAGAAGCCAAGCCAGAUAAAAAAACCACCUUGAUAGUCGAUGAUACCAAAUUAGCUAACUCCAUUAACAAAUUGGGCUUAAGCUACUCUGUCGUCUCUGAUGCUGCUAGUUUAGACAUUUACAGAGCAGUCAGAGAAUAUCUUCCUGAAUUGCUCCCAGGUAUGACUGACAAGGACCUCUCGACGAUGUCGUUAGGUUUGGCACAUUCCAUUGGUAGAUUCAAGUUGAAAUUUUCACCUGAUAAGGUUGAUGUCAUGAUUAUCCAAGCUAUUGCAUUAUUAGACGAUUUAGACAAGGAAUUAAACACCUACGCUAUGAGAUGUAAGGAAUGGUACGGUUGGCAUUUUCCAGAAUUGGCAAAAAUAGUUGUCGAUUCUGUUGCUUACGCUAAAAUUAUCAACAAGAUGGGUAUACGUUCAAACUGUGAAGAAACCGACUUCAGCGAGAUCUUGCCAGAAGAGAUUGAACAACAAGUUAAGGCGGCAGCCGAAGUUUCAAUGGGUACCGAAAUUACUGAAGACGAUUUAUUGAACAUCCGUAUGUUGGCUGAUCAAAUCAUUGAGUUCUCCCAAUACAGAGAACAACUUUCUAACUACCUAUCUGCUAGAAUGAAGGCCAUUGCACCAAAUUUAACUACUUUAGUUGGUGAAUUGGUUGGUGCGAGAUUAAUUGCUCAUGCUGGUUCUUUGAUCUCUCUCGCAAAGGCUCCUGCUUCUACUAUCCAAAUCUUAGGUGCAGAAAAGGCUUUAUUCAGAGCUUUGAAGACCAAGCACGAUACGCCGAAAUACGGAUUGAUCUACCACGCUUCUUUGGUUGGUCAAGCAACAGGAAAAAACAAGGGUAAAAUUGCCCGUGUAUUGGCUGCCAAGGCUGCUGUCGCAUUACGUUAUGAUGCACUUGCAGAAGAGAGAGAUGACAGUGGUGACUACGGUUUGGAAGUCAGAUCCAAGAAUCCAAAAAGACAUAACCAUGGCUGAUGCCGAAGAAAAAACGGAGAAAAAGAGAAAGAGAGAAGAAGACUCCGACGAUGAAGACUCCGACGAUGAAGAUUCCAGUGAGGAAGAAAGGAAGGAAGUGAAGAAGGCUAAGAAGGACAAGAAGGACAAGAAGGACAAAGAAGAGAAGAAGGAAAAGAAGGCCAAAAAGGAGAAGAAAGAAAAGAAGGAAAAGGACGAGAAGAAGGAAGAGAAGAAGGAAAAGAAGGAAAAGAAGGAAAAGAAG